Cuscuta campestris is the source of this 1641-nucleotide messenger RNA. NCBI's taxonomy places the organism in Eukaryota, Viridiplantae, Streptophyta, Magnoliopsida, Solanales, Convolvulaceae. The record is from the annotation of a GenBank genome assembly.
GUUUGCAAAAUAAGUACUACACAUUUUUAUAUUAAAAUGAGUACUACCUUGUACCUACAUAGUAAUGUACCAUAUACUUCUCCUUUGAACCUUUUCUCCCACUGUCUUGAACUUAGCCAUUCCAGUUACAAUAAUGUCGCAAGGCGUGGCGCGUCUCUUGAGCGUGCUAAAGAGGUUUGCAGACUUUCAGUUCACCCUCCUCAGGAAACGCUAUGGUCCCCAAAUCACGGAGAUCUUCGAGUUCCCUAUAAAUGUGGUAUUGACCCCUUUCACGCUUCCCUUCGAAAUUGCUGGCUCCGCCCAACGCGGCUUUGGCGUCCCCGAAUUCAUUUCUAAGCUAUCUUAUUCAGCAAUUUUUGCAGUAGCUACGCUGGGAACUUGUGAUGUUGCAUUGGAGCUGGGAAAGAAGUUUGUUUGUACGAGUGACUGUAGGAUCUGCAAUGGCUGGAAGGCUUUGCAGUGCACAAUGUGCAAGGGUUCAGGGAUGGUGCAAUACCAGGUGAAAGAUUACCAUCUGCAAAGUGCCGAGAAACCAACAGUGGAAUGUAUUGCAAAUGCCAUAGCUGAGAACCGAGCAGAGUUAGUGCACUUUCCGUCAGCAGUGGAUCUUCCUGUGCCACUUCCAUUUAAAGAUUGUCCAACCUGUAGUGGAUCCGGCUCUAUGAUCUGCCCAGAAUGCAAAGACAAGCCAGCAAUCAAGCUAUCUACUGAUAAUAUAGUGGAGCCGCCAUGGAUACCUUUUAACAUAAUGAAAAAGAUAGACUACCCUUAUGAGCAUAUAGUUGACAGUAUGAAAGAUCCCAGUAUUGCAGCAUUUUGGUUGAUUACCCUGCCUCAGGUUGUUGGAGGUUUUGAAUAUGAUGAUGAUAUCAAGAGGAAGAUUUGGUGGCAGUACAAGGAAUCUAUGCGAUACGAUCAUCUGAGAGAUGAGGUUGCCAAGCGGAAGCCAGGGUGGGAGUACUUGCAAGAUGCCUUGAUUUCAAUCGAUCCUGUCCGUGCUAGGGAUGAUCCUGUUGUUGUAAAAAAUAUCCCUUAUUACAGAGCUAAGAAGGUGCUAGAAGCUGAAGUAAUGAAGCUUGACCCUCCGCCACGUCCCCGAGAUUGGGGAGAGUUGAACCUUCCACUCAGUUCAUCUUCUUGGAGUGAAGAAGAUCUCAAAGAUCCAACAAGAUUCUAUGAAAUGACGGUUCUUCUUAAUGCCCAGAGAGAAAUUGCAGAGCAGAUGCUGGAUGCUCAGUGGGAAGCUAAGUGGCGGGAAGAAAAGCUGAACAAAAUGCUGGAAGAGAAGGUGCGGCCAUACCUUCAGAAUGUUGACAAUAGUGUGCUUUCUCGGCCGAUUUUAGUAAAGAAUGAUGCCCAAAAGAAACCCCACAGGCAAAGACGGUGGUGGAUCUUUUGAUGAGAUCUAUUUAAUCAUAGCCUCUGCAUUCUGUAAUGCGUAUGUACCAGCCUAGCUUUCAUCUAGCUCCCUGGAAUAUUUAUUUAUUAAAAAAGGCAUGUGGUUUUAAUGUUGUACCAAAUUCUGAUUAUGCAAUGAACUUCAACAAUAUAUGCUUGUCACUGACAUUUUCUCGUUGGCAAAAAGUGAGCAAUUUCAUUAAUGUGUUAACAGAAAGAUUACACUAAAGAAGUUGCAUGGUA